This is a messenger RNA of Mizuhopecten yessoensis (Yesso scallop), 1613 nucleotides long. RefSeq lists its product as uncharacterized. Lineage: Eukaryota; Metazoa; Mollusca; Bivalvia; Pectinida; Pectinidae. The transcript has 6 exons. Bases 1 to 951 code for a protein of 316 amino acids. The record is from RefSeq and is a predicted model, not a curated record.
AUGGCUGGAAACCCUCUCCUGCAAUCAGACGAUGUCCAUCUGCUAGGAUUCCGUGGGGCAACAACAAGGACACUUCUACUAUCGAAGGAGAUCCGUGAUCUUGAUAGGGUGUAUAUAGUGUACAGUGAAGGACUAGUUCUAUUUUGUCAGGGGCAAACGGCAAAUAUUAACGCAGGAACCAGGUACAGUUUCAUAGGAUCGAGAUAUGGAGCGGAUUGGGAUACGGAGGGAUAUGCCUUACCUACCCUGGUCGACCUAACUGGAUUCGCAGACGAGGAUACGGCAUUGAUAGAAGAAAUACUGCGUCUGAUAUUUUACGGCAAAAUAAAAGAGGAAUCUAAUAUCAACGAAAUAUUCAGUUUCGCAAAGGAUUGGGGUAUAGAAGCCUUGCAAACGAAGUAUGCUCUCACUCAAACAUCAGAUGAAAGGAAAAUUGACCGGGCUAUCUUUGUUGCCUCAGCCAUAGAAGAAAUUCCAAAAAAUUUGAUACGAUGUUUCCUGAAGGCUGCACAACCAAAAGGGAGGAAUUAUACACGUGCAAUUCCAGUGUUUGGUAUCCUGACGCAUGCAGAUUUAGCUUCUCAACAAAUUAGGAAAUUUGAAAAUCUAGAAGGAAACUUCAUUAGAGCCCUGGUAAUGAUUGGCUUCAAAACCAGAUAUAUGAAAUGCUCAAAUUAUUGCGACGAUGUCGACCCAGAGCUAACACGGAUGGAAGUGUCUUUGCCAGAACUUGACAUCCCUGUCCUGAAAUUCAUGGUCGAAGUUUGUGAUGCAAGCUAUGACAUUUCGAUUUCGAAUCAGACGUAUACCCAGGCGAUUUUUGCCCAGAUCGCAGGUCCGUUGACAUCUACACGGAACAUCAGCUGCAUCUGGAUAUUUAUAUGUUUUGUUUUGAUUACCAUCGUAAUAAUGAUGGUGUCCAGCGCGAUGGUUAUAUUGUCAGUAAUGUGAACAUCCAUUAAUCACUUAAGGUAACGUUGUAUUCCAUCAAUUUAACUACUGGUUUUUCGUUGGUGUGCUCAAGACACUUGAUGUAAUUUACAUAUAUAUAUCUGAUGGCGUUUGUUUUGUCUAAGAUAACUUUGGGCUCGCAAAAUGUGUGCAUCCUUGAAGGACGAAAGAUCAUAAAAACCGUAGAUAAAAUGAGUGAAUUUUUUUCUUGCUCAACUAAUCUGAAAAGGAAUAUAUACGAGACUUCAACCGGACAUGCUGUUCAGGUACUUUGAACUUACUGUGAACCUAUGAUUUUACUGUUUUGAUGACUUUGUUCAAAAGGGAGUAAUUUGAGCGUUUCAGUGUUUAAAAAAAGACAUUCUUUAAAAUAAGGAUAUUUUGCAUAUCAAAGUGAGCGAUAGGGCACUUUAACCCUUGUACUUAAAAAAUAUAUAUAUUGUUAUUUGUACAUGAUGAUAAUGUCAGUGUUCAGACAAAAUUAGGGACCAACGUACCCAAUACAGGAGGCUAGGCUAACAUUGAAAUUAAUUUCAAAAUACGAUUUUUGACUUUUUUUUUUAUAAAGUGUAGGAUAUUAUGCUUUUUAAAACUAUGGUCUUGUUUCCGUAAUUACCACAUUUUUAAUCCACUGAAAUCAGUUAAUAACAUGUUUCAUAAUA